Carcharodon carcharias (great white shark) is the source of this 1798-nucleotide messenger RNA. It is a transcript of the gene tmco1, whose product is annotated as transmembrane and coiled-coil domains 1. Gene Ontology annotation, cellular component: cytoplasm; endoplasmic reticulum; endoplasmic reticulum membrane. Gene Ontology annotation, biological process: endoplasmic reticulum calcium ion homeostasis. Bases 179 to 745 code for a protein of 188 amino acids. Gene Ontology annotation, molecular function: calcium channel activity. The transcript has 7 exons. Lineage: Eukaryota; Metazoa; Chordata; Chondrichthyes; Lamniformes; Lamnidae. The record is from RefSeq and is a predicted model, not a curated record.
UAGGAAUACACAGUUCAGCAUCGAACAGGGAAAAGGCAUUUAAAACGGUUUAUGUUUUAUCCCUUCCCCCUUUUCUCCCAGCAGCCUCUGCCGGUUGCUAGGGAGCGGGGCUUGGACUGGACCCGGGGACAAUCUUAAGGCCGAAGCUGUCUCCUCCAUCACUCCCGCCGGUGUCACCAUGAGUACCAUGUGCGCUGACACUAUCCUGAUCGUCUUUAUCUCGGUCUGCACUGCCCUGUUAGCCGAAGGUAUCACAUGGGUACUGGUGUACAGAACUGACAAGUACAAACGACUGAAGGCAGAAGUAGAGAAACAGAGUAAGAAAUUAGAAAAAAAGAAAGAGGCUAUAACAGAAUCUGCCGGGAGGCAACAAAAGAAGAAAAUAGAAAGACAAGAGGAAAAAUUGAAAAAUAAUAAUCGGGACCUCUCAAUGGUGCGAAUGAAGUCUAUGUUUGCUAUUGGAUUUUGCUUCACAGCUUUGAUGGGCAUGUUUAAUUCCAUAUUUGAUGGAAGAGUGGUAGCUAAGCUCCCAUUUGUGCCUUUGUCGUACAUCCAAGGAUUGUCCCACCGCAACCUUCUUGGCGAAGAUUAUACUGACUGUUCUUUCAUUUUCUUGUACAUUUUAUGUACCAUGUCCAUUCGACAGAAUAUUCAGAAACUACUGGGUCUGGCUCCUUCACGUGCAGCUACCAAACAAGCUGGAGGAUUCCUGGGACCUCCACCUCAAGCAAGCAAAUUCUCAUGAUGUGACAGUUGUGUAGUAUUACGCAUCAAAUAUCUGCCUAUUCUAUGUGGCAGUAUAAUUUGUACUUUUCACAGCUAAAAAGACAAUUUCUUUGUAUCUAGCAAUGAUUGAAAUGCAGAAAGGCUGGUGUGUAAAAUUGUUGAAAUAUUUACAUGAUAUUAAACUGCCAUUUUCGGGAUACAAAAUCAGAUGCCAGGUAAAUAAUUUGCUGCAUGGUUGUGGUUUGUGUCAUAAUUUAUUAUUGAAUAAAUAACGUCAUUAGGCUUAAGAUGGUGAAAUAUUAAAACAAGUCCUGAAUAGCAGAAGUUACUUAUUUAUGGUUAUAUUGGGUUUGAUUAAAUGUUCAAUUUCAACAUGACCAUGUAUGCUCUGAAGCAGUUUUUUGUUUUGAAGUGUUGGCCCACAAAAAGGAAGAUUAAUUUGUGUAAUGCAGCUGAUAUCUGAAAAGAAUAAAAGCUUUAAUCUUUCAAGAUCCAAAUCUGGUAAAUUUUGAAUGCAGCAAAAAAUAAAUAUGAAUUUGAUUCCACUUUACAAUUCACAGUUGAAGCAAAUUGUUGUCCUGCGUUACUUCAGUCUUUUUUAAAAUGUGUCUGUUUAGUCUCUCCUGUAGAUAGAUGCUUUGAGGACCUGAAAAUGGGAGAAGGAAACUACACUGGGUAAUAGCUAGAUACAAGUAUUUUGCCAGGAAUAUUGGUGCUUACAAAGGUGAUGGACAUUUGUUCUAAUGAAAAGAAUACUUUCCCUCUUUCUACAACCAAUGCUUCUGCAUGAAUUUUUGAGGUUAGGUGUACCAUAGGUCACAGGUGAAGCUCCUUUUGCUCUUCCUCAACAAUAUGACAGGAGUCAGAUGUCCAGAAGAGAUCAAGCAGAGCAUGUACUCUUCAGUUUGAUAGAGAUGGAGUACUGUACUGUUAGAAGUGCCAUCAUUUGGAUGUGAUGUUAAGCUGAGAUCAUGUUCGUGUGCUGUGGGAGUAAACCAUCUUGAGGCACCAUUUGAUGGAAAAGAGGGAGUUUAAAUUUUCGAUAAUAAAUAAAAACAAAAUGCUGGAAAUA